Molecule: messenger RNA, 1787 nt
Organism: Staurois parvus
Lineage: Eukaryota; Metazoa; Chordata; Amphibia; Anura; Ranidae
Source: the annotation of a GenBank genome assembly
AUGUCUGCCUCCUCCGCUGACAUGAUUGAAACCCCCCCAGUACUCAACUUCGAGGAGAUCGACUACAAGGAGAUCGAGGUGGAAGAGGUAGUUGGAAGAGGCACCUUUGGUGUGGUCUGCAAAGCAAAAUGGAGAGGAAAAGAUGUGGCUAUCAAGCAAAUAGAAAGUGAAUCCGAAAGAAAAGCUUUUAUUGUAGAGCUUCGACAGUUGUCACGUGUGAAUCACCCAAAUAUUGUGAAGUUGUAUGGAGCCUGCCUAAAUCCUGUAUGUCUUGUUAUGGAAUAUGCUGAAGGGGGCUCACUGUACAAUGUUCUGCAUGGUGCUGAGCCCCUGCCUUACUACACAGCUGCUCAUGCAAUGAGUUGGUGUUUACAGUGUGCCCAAGGAGUGGCAUAUCUACAUAGCAUGAAGCCAAAGGCUCUUAUUCACAGGGACCUUAAACCACCAAAUUUGCUCUUGGUGGCUGGAGGUACAGUUCUGAAGAUAUGUGACUUUGGUACAGCGUGUGAUAUUCAAACCCAUAUGACUAACAACAAAGGGAGUGCUGCAUGGAUGGCUCCUGAAGUCUUUGAAGGUAGUAACUACAGUGAGAAAUGUGAUGUUUUCAGUUGGGGCAUUAUCCUUUGGGAAGUCAUAACCAGGAGAAAACCUUUUGAUGAAAUUGUGGGCCCUGCCUUCCGCAUCAUGUGGGCAGUUCACAAUGGUACUCGGCCACCUCUAAUUAAAAAUUUACCUAAGCCUAUUGAAAGCUUAAUGACUCGAUGCUGGUCAAAAGAUCCAUCUCAACGACCUUCAAUGGAGGAGAUUGUCAAGAUAAUGACACAUCUUAUGCAGUAUUUUCCUGGUGCUGAUGAAGCUUUACAGUAUCCAUGCCAAUAUUCUGAUGGUGGGCAAAGCAAUUCUGCCACAAGUACAGGGUCCUGCAUUGAUAAUUCUACAAAUACAAGCAAUAAGAGUGAUAUUGACGACUUGCAGGUUAGUGCAAGCAAUGAUACCAUCAAGCGAAUAGAGUCCAAAUUGGCACACUGGAAUAAUCAGUCCAAGCAAGGCGGGGAACCAGGCCGCUUGAGUUUGCCACCUUCUCGAGGUAGCAGCGUUGAAAGUCUUUCUGAUACUCGAGGUAAAAGGAAGAGUGCGGACAUGUCAGAAUCGGAGCCAAGAAUUUCUGGAAGCACAGCAUAUACCAAGUCUAAACGAGGCCACCGUAAAACUGCUUCAUUUGGCAAUAUUCUGGAUGUUCCUGAGAUCAUCAUAACAGGCAACGGGCAGCAAAGGCGCAGAUCUGUUCAAGACGUCAGCAUUAUUGGAACUGAGGAGAGUAGAAGUAGCAGCCGAUCCUCAAGCCCUAGUGUGAGGAUGAUUACUACCUCGGGACCAACCCCUGACAAACCUCCACGUGGUAUUCCAUGGGGUCCCGAAGAUUCAGAUACCAAUGGAUCAGAUAACUCUAUACCAAUGGCAUAUCUUACACUCGACCAUCAAUUGCAGCCUCUCGCACCUUGUCCAAAUUCCAAGGAAUCUAUGGCUGUGUUUGAGCAGCACUGCAAAAUGGCACAAGAGUAUAUGAAGGUUCAGACUGAAAUUGCAUUAUUGUUGCAGCGAAAACAAGAGCUAAUUGCUGAACUAGACCAGGAUGAAAAAGACCAACAAAAUACAUCUCGUCUGGUACAGGAACACACAAAAAGCUUCUAGACGAAAACAAAAGUCUUUCUACAUACUAUCAGCAAUGCAAGAAACAGCUGGAUGUCAUUAGAAGUCAGCAGCAAAAGAGACAAGGAACUUCCUGA